Molecule: messenger RNA, 1281 nt
Organism: Sclerotinia borealis F-4128
Lineage: Eukaryota; Fungi; Ascomycota; Leotiomycetes; Helotiales; Sclerotiniaceae
Source: the annotation of a GenBank genome assembly
AUGGCACCUUCCGCCAUAACCCCUCCAAUCCUAUCUCCCACCUCCCUCACCUUCCCCACAAACACCCACACAAAUUCCUCCCUCAGCACCAACACCAGCACCAGCACCCCCAAUUUCCACGGCUACGACCACAUAACCUGGUACGUGGGCAAUGCCAAGCAAGCCGCCUCGUACUACUGCACGCGAUUUGGCUUCCAAGCCAUCGCUUACAAGGGUCUGGAGACGGGUUCGCGCUACAUCGCUUCGCACGUGGUGGGCAAUGGCAAGAUUCGUUUCGUGUUGACGUCGCCGUUGAAGGCACAUUCGGGUCUGAAAGACGAUGAAUCGAUAUCGGAAAAGGAGAGGGAGUUGUUGAGGGAGAUUUAUGAUCAUUUGGAGAAACAUGGGGAUGCGGUGAAGGAUGUGGCGUUUGAGGUGGAUGAUGUGGCUAGUGUUUAUUAUAAUGCUGUGGAGCAGGGAGCUGUGGGUGUGCAGAAGCCGGUUAAGGGGCAGGAUGAUGAUGGAGAGGUUACAACUGCAAUAAUCCGCACCUACGGUGACACAACCCACACCCUAAUCUCGCGCACCCACUACUCCGGGGCCUUCCUCCCCGGCUACCGCGCCACUCCCCCCUCCAAACGUGACCCGCUCUCCCUCCUCCUCCCCACCAUCCCCCUCUCCGCCAUCGACCACUGCGUCGGCAACCAAGACUGGGGCGCCAUGCAAUCCGCCUGCGCCUACUACGAAAAAUGCCUCUCCUUCCACCGCUUCUGGUCAGUCGACGAUUCGCAAAUCAGCACUGAACAUUCGGCCCUCAACAGCAUCGUCAUGGCGUCCCCCAACAAUGUGGUCAAAAUGCCCAUCAACGAGCCCGCGCCCGGUCUCCGCAAGAGUCAAAUUGAGGAGUACGUGGAUUUCUAUUCCGGGGCUGGCGUUCAGCACAUUGCGUUGCGCACCGAUGAUAUCAUUACCGCGGUUUCGAAUCUGCGUGCUCGCGGCGUGGAAUUUAUAUCAGUACCCGACACGUAUUAUGAGACGAUGAGAGAACGUUUGCAAGAUGAAAAUGCGGGGAUUCAAUGGAAUCUCAAGGAGGAUUUUGAGGAGAUUCGAAGACUUAAUAUCUUGAUUGAUUUUGACGAGGGUGGAUACCUGCUGCAAUUGUUUACGAAACCGUUGAUGGAUCGACCGACGGUCUUUUUGGAGAUUAUUCAGCGAGAGGGCUUUGAGGGAUUUGGAGCGGGUAAUUUUAAGAGUUUGUUUGAGGCGAUUGAGAGGGAGCAGGAUGCGAGGGGAAAUUUGUAG